CCUGCCAACAUGGCUUUCGACUCUGCCACCAACCGGACACACGCGCUGCAUAACCGCCCUCUUGAACAUGGACGCCCCGCCGCAGCGGGGCGACCAGAACCGCCUCGUGAAAAGCCCGGUGGGAAAGGAAAUUGACGAGGCGCGCAGGUUGGCCAACACGAGCACCCUCAACAGGCUGGUGUCGAAACUCAAAGCCGAUCCGGCCGCCGAUCUGGCCCAGGCCUUGAAGCAACAGGCGGUCGCGUACCCACAACUUCGCCGCCGCCUUGAGCAAGCCGCGCAGGAGAAAGCAACGGCACAAGGCAGCGGCAGCGACAGCGACAGCGACAGCGGGCCGGAACACCGCACCGGGAAAGUUCGUCCCUCAAAUAAUGCACUCGAGCUGGCCACGCAUGUGAAUGAGGCAAUUGAAAAUGCGGAGGUGCUAUGGAGGCUGCACGGAACCGUGGUCCUAGGACUCAGCGCGUCCGUGGUUGUCAAGAUUGGAGCAUCGCUCGAUCCGGACGAGGUCGAAAACCUGCGGUAUAUCAACGCACACGUCCCGGACGUCCCAGCACCGUCGUUCUUGGGCUGUUUGAAAGCCGGGCGGAAAACGUAUCACUUCAUGUCACGGGCGGCUGGUGUUACGCUGGAAUCCGUGUGGGCGGAUCUCUCCGUCGAACACAAAACUUCGAUCAAGGCGCAACUAAACAGCAUAUUUCGUACAUUGCGCAAGGAGCAUGAUGGCGGCAGGCCAAAGUUUGGUGGUUUCGUAUCCGCCAUCUGCAAAGACACGAGGAGGCACCAGCGGCUGAGUGAGCCUACGAUUCAAACCGAGACGCAGUUCAACGACUUCUUGUGCCGCAAGCCCGGGAGAACUCCCACGCCCUGGAUUACCAUGCUUCGGUCCGGGAUGCGAAAUGACCAUCGCCUGGUCAUGACGCAUGGUGACCUCCAUCCUAGGAAUAUCAUGGUCCGGUGGGAGUCGGGUGACGAGGAUGGCGCCAAUCUGGACAGAGGUGAGGAGAAGAGGAUCCGAAUAACCGGGCUCAUUGACUGGGAGAUGAGCGGUUGGUAUCCGGAGUACUGGGAGUUCGUCAAGGCAUUGUCCACGAUCAAUACGCGGGAGAAGUUGUCCGAUUGGUUUGAGUACCUCCCAACCGACGCAAUAGGAACAUGGCCAGUCGAGUUGGCCAUCGACUCACUCCUUGAUCGCUGGCUUGCAUGAGGCCAGCAGUUAGGCGCUCGAGGUCGACGCCUUGGGGGGAGUAUGGACGUGGGCGGACAGGGGUACUAUGAUAGAUGUCUCCAGGAAGAUUGUGUUGUGUGAAGCAAUCAGGCAAGGCGGAAAGGUGAUGGUAUUGUACCUCUGUAUGUAGGUGGUGGUGGUCUGU
Messenger RNA from Thermothelomyces thermophilus ATCC 42464, 1373 nucleotides. RefSeq lists its product as uncharacterized. The coding region runs from base 68 to 1207 and encodes 379 amino acids. The transcript is spliced from 2 exons. NCBI's taxonomy places the organism in Eukaryota, Fungi, Ascomycota, Sordariomycetes, Sordariales, Chaetomiaceae. The record is from RefSeq and is a predicted model, not a curated record.